UGCCCCCACCCCCACACGAAAUUUCCCAAUUCGGCGUCCCAUCUCCUGCACCUACGCCGCCAGAUCCUCCUCGAAUUCCCCGAAAUCCGAUCGCCCCUCGCCGGAAUCGCGCGCCUCCGCGACCCCGCUCUCCGCCGUCGGUCGCCCUCGCGGGCCGGCGACAUCGGAAGGAGAAGAUCCUUAUGAGCUGGUUUGCUGUGAACUCAUACCAGUGUUGGCACUGUGAGAAUGGGUCAAAAGGUGGCAGAAAGUUUGUGACGAGAUUAACUAUAGACGAUUGAGUCCUGAUCCCUGAGUGGAUUUAGAUACUCUGUCGUGACAGCUAAAGAACUCUUCAGUUUAAAGAAGUUGCAAGCUGUACAAGGCAUACACUCUUUAGGUCGUAGUUUUGAUCAAUUUGGAUCAGCGAAAAGGGAUCACAGUCGUGAUGGACAGUGCUGGAGGCAACCAAGUAGGCCAAAUGUCGAAGAAAGCAAGGAAGAAACUUGCCAAAGAGGAAUCAGCUCGGCAGAUGUUGGUUGACAAGAAGAGGCGCCGGCUAGAGAAAGCGCUUGCAAACUCGGCUGCGAUUAUCUCGGAACUGGAAAAGAAGAGGCAGCAGAAACAAGAGGAGCAGAAGCGGCUGGAUGCCGAGGGUGCCGCGAUAGCCGAGGCGGUUGCUCUUCAUGUCCUCAUGGGCGAAGACUGUGAUGAGCCCCACCAGAUGAUGUGUAACAAUCACAGAAGUAGUCGCGAGGGACAUCAAGACCAGUUUGUGGAUCUUGAACUAACUCAAGGUACACAAGGAGCAGGAAACACUUAUCCAUCUGGAAAUGGGUCACUGCUGACAAGUGCCACUCAUCCUCAUGUUCCUCAGUGGAGGUUGACUGAUUGCGGCAUGGCUGGGCCAUUCUCGUUCUCGUCUUGGGAACGGUUGGGAGAUUUUGAAGCCUUGUACUGUGAAGGGACAUCCCGUCAGAGAGAUUCGGAUACUUACCACCAUGGCCUUGUAGCAACCAGAGCUGUAUCGCCGUUCGAACAUCGUUCAUCGGAGGAUUGGUCUCCUAUCCAGGAAACAGCAGCUUCUUCCAUUAACAUAAUGCUCAGCGGUGCGGACAACAGUCUCAACAUUUACAGAAGAGAGUUCUGAAUAUACUGGUUACAUACAUGCUACCAGAGGUGCACUUUUUUUUUUUCUCUUCCUGGUACUUAGCUGCCUUUAAAACCUGAAAAUAGGUAUAGGAUACAUGAGUCGUUUUACCGUCUUGUCGGAUGUGCGCUUGGCAUCAGUUGCAGUGGUACUGUAAUGAAAUUGUUAUUCGAUUUCCUUUUUGCUAGAGGCUGGCGUGUGCCGCAUUUUGCUUUUCUCCA
Lolium rigidum is the source of this 1350-nucleotide messenger RNA. RefSeq lists its product as uncharacterized. The transcript is spliced from 2 exons. Lineage: Eukaryota; Viridiplantae; Streptophyta; Magnoliopsida; Poales; Poaceae. The coding region runs from base 428 to 1129 and encodes 233 amino acids. The record is from RefSeq and is a predicted model, not a curated record.